GAUCACUUCCUCCUUCUCCUCUGCAACUUGCAAGGACACGAUCCCUCUGUUUCGCUGUACAGAGCAGAGACACGUCGAUCCAUCCAUCCAUGGCGGCCACCGUCGGCAACGGCAAGGACAGGGAGGAGGCGGUGGUCCACCCGAACCCGAGGCAGGGGGGCAAGCUCUUGUCCAGGCUGCUGACGAGGGACAGCUCUGCCGCCGCGCCGUCCUUCAGGGUCUACUACGGCGUGGCCUCCGCCGGCGCGGUGCCGUUCCUGUGGGAGUCGCAGCCGGGCACGCCCAAGAACGCCGUCUCCGACACGACGAUGCCGCCGCUCACGCCUCCGCCGUCCUACUACGCCGCCGGCGCCGGGGCCGCCAAGAAGCACGCGGCGCGCAAGGCCGCCGCCGGGAGCAACAGGUUCAGGCCGUCCCGCAUCCUGGGCUCCAUCCUCAUGGCGACGCGGAGGCGGGGCCGGACGACGCCGUCGGGCUCGCCCACCUCGUCCUUCUCCUCCGCGUCGACCUCGUCAUCGUCAUCCUCCUACUCGGCAUCUUCGUUCCGCCGUACCACGCAGUCGCCGAUGCGGGCCGGCGGCAGCAGCAGCAGCAGGCUGCACUCGUCGUCGUCGUCGUUCUCGGACGAGGAGGAGACGGCCAUGGCGACGUGCUUCAGGGUGCGGCACGAGAGCUUCAGGGCGCUCAAGGGCUGCCGCGUCGCCGUGACGGUGAGGAGCGCGCUGGCGUCCGUCGGUGGUGCCGCGGCGCAUCAGGCGCAGAGGGUCUAACCGAACUACACUGAACUCGCGGUGUGCAAGGACGUGCGUUGUUACUUGAUGUCGAGUGGAGUUUACCCAAGUCGUGUGUUGGCUUUGAUUGAGCUUCUGUAAUGCUACUAGCAGUGUAUAUGACAAAUAAUCAAUGAGCAUGGCUAUGCAUGUUCAGAACUUCA
Triticum dicoccoides is the source of this 934-nucleotide messenger RNA. RefSeq lists its product as uncharacterized. Bases 90 to 770 code for a protein of 226 amino acids. Lineage: Eukaryota; Viridiplantae; Streptophyta; Magnoliopsida; Poales; Poaceae. The record is from RefSeq and is a predicted model, not a curated record. The transcript has a single exon.